This is a messenger RNA of Melozone crissalis (California towhee), 1404 nucleotides long. RefSeq names its product transmembrane protein 180-like. The record is from RefSeq and is a predicted model, not a curated record. Bases 1 to 1404 code for a protein of 467 amino acids. The transcript has 7 exons. NCBI's taxonomy places the organism in Eukaryota, Metazoa, Chordata, Aves, Passeriformes, Passerellidae.
AUGAAGAUUCUCUGGGGAAUUCAUGCUAAUGCACUGGCCUAUUCUAUGACUACCUUAGGUGCUGGAAUGAUGAACAGCAUUUUUAAUUUCUACUACGUUAAGCUUUUCCUAAACCGAUACAAAAUUUCAGAAACAGGAUUUCAUGUGGCACAGGUUGUGUUUAUGGUCUGGAACGCCGUCAAUGAUCCCCUUUUUGGGUACAUUCAGGACAACUCCCGGCUGAAGUGCUGCGCGCGGCGCCAGUUCUCCAUCCUGUACGGAGCCCCCCUGUACGGCCUGGCCUUCCUGCUGCCCUGGUUCCCCUGGAGGCUCUAUGGGGAGGGUGACUGGCUCUGCAGCCUGCACCUCAUCGUGGCCCUGUGUGCCUUUGACGGGCUGCUGACCUUCGUGCUGCUGGCGCAGUGCGCGCUCUUCACCGAGAGCUGCCCCCGCCACGACAGCAGGCUCAGGCUCAUCAAGUACAGCCAGGUGGCCACGCUGCUGGGCUCCACCAGUGUUCUGUUCUGUGGGCUCAUAUCUGAUAAUAUGGAAAACUUUGGGUAUUUUCAGGUUUUCGUUGUUUUGAUCGCAGCGCUAGCGACAGCUUGUAUGUGUUGCACGGGUAGAUACAGCACGAGUCAGUAUGAGCAGAGGGAAGGUCACGUGGAGGAUGCUAAUCUGGAAAAUGGUGAUGGAGCUUUCUCCUUGGCCUCAGUGGUUUCAUUGACCAAACAGAUCAUGACAGAGAAGAACUUUCUGUGUUUUGUAACAAUGAACUUCUUCCAAGUCUUCCACCUAGCAUUCUACAACAAUUUCAUGAUGAUCUUCGCGGAUAAUCUCAUUCCUAAGGAUGUCCUUUCUUCCUCAGUAAGAAGUGUCAUGUAUGGAGCAGGUUUUAUUUGUCCUCAGUGCCUUGUUCUUCUUAGUCAUGCUUGGUUGAAGAAGUUUGGUUAUUACAGAAUCAUCUUAUUUUCCUUUUACUAUGAAGGAGUAGCUGCUGCUGUCAUGUGUCUUCUAGGGCAAGAACACCAUUAUCUGCUGGCAUUUUAUGUCACAACAAACAUGGUAAUUGUGCAAGCUUCAUUUAGCUUGUUCAAUUUGCCUUUGGCAGAUAUUGUUGAUGCAGAUUUAAUAAAGCACAAGAGGAGAUUACCACUUUCCUCUAUGGUUUUUGGUACCAAUGCUUUAUUUACCAAGCCUGCCCAGUCUUUGGCUCCAAUGGUUGUGCUUACAAUACUGAAUCAUUAUGGAUAUUAUAACCUGAAUAAUGUACCUGGUCGUCCUGAUAUAAGCAGGUCAUUUUUGGAUCUCCAUGAUGCCAUGUUCUACCUGGUCUGUCUGGUUCCCUUCUGCAUUGCAUUCCUACAGAUCCUGACCUGGACUCCCUUUUCCAUCCAGAACAGCCACCUGGCAGCUCCACAGUAA